AUGCGUCAUGAACCUAUUUGUGUUGUUACUGACCAAGAUCCAGCUGUCAAGAUUGCAGUUGCUUGUGUGUUUGGUACAUCAAAACAUAGAUUCUGCAUGUGGCAUAUAAUGUGCAAGGUUGGUGAGAAGGUUGGACCGGUUUUAGCUAAGGACGAGGUGUUUAGGAGGAAGUUGAAUGACAUUGUUUGGAACAAAUCUAUAGAUUCCAAAACCCCAUUGGCGCUGGAGAAGCAUGCAAUGGAUGUUUAUACCAUUUCUGUAUUUUAUGAUGUGCAAGUAGAGAUUUGUGAAGGUUGUUUUUCUUGUCAAGUGGUGUCUUUGUGUGAGUGUGAUGUUAAGGUGUGUUAUGGGAUAAAAGAUGGUGACAAGAAGGCAUGGUGUGUGGAGUUUUUGCUGGCUGACUCUACUGCUACUUGUUCAUGCAAGAUGUUUGAGCGGAUGGGGGUGCUUACUAAUCUAAUGUGGUCUGAAAUAUAUGCUUGCGUGGGAUUGGCUGAUGGUAAUGUAGAACGGUUGGAACAACUAAGACGUGUUAUUUGUGAGCAAAGGGAGUUUUUUCUCAAAGAUGGGUGUGAGGAUGACAAUGGGGUAGCUGGUAGCAGCAAGGAAAGUGUGAUUAAAUCAUUUUGUGGUGAUGUGUCUCAGGGGUCAACAGUGGAGGUGCGUGAUCCAAUUAAAGCUAAGAACAAGGGCAGCGGGAAGCAGAUGAAGAGUGCAAGGGAGAAAGCUGCGAAUAAGUGUGUAAAGCAAUCAAGGAAAUGCCAUACUUGUGAUGAAUAUGGUCAUAAUAGUAGGACGUGCCCAUUAAAUGGCUAG
Messenger RNA from Ipomoea nil (Japanese morning glory), 816 nucleotides. RefSeq lists its product as uncharacterized. Gene Ontology annotation, biological process: regulation of DNA-templated transcription. The record is from RefSeq and is a predicted model, not a curated record. Gene Ontology annotation, molecular function: nucleic acid binding; zinc ion binding. The transcript has 3 exons. Bases 1 to 816 code for a protein of 271 amino acids. Lineage: Eukaryota; Viridiplantae; Streptophyta; Magnoliopsida; Solanales; Convolvulaceae.